ACGCUUACACACACACACACACACACACAUACACAUAUGCACACACACACACGUACAUAUGCACAUACACACACAUGCACAUACACGCACGCACAUAUGCACAUACACACACACACAUAUGCACAUACACAUACGCACAUAUGCACAUACACAUACGCACAUACACGCACACGCUCGGGCACACACAUCUUAUUAAUUAGUUAGAUAUGUUUUAAAUAAUAUAUAUUUUUAUAAUUAUAUUAUUUAAUUGCCUAUGAAGAUAGACCAGUACGUACCCUAUAUUACAUCACUCCGCUUUGGCCACACAAUAUUAUAUGCAUUAUUGGCCACACUCAAAUAUACUUACUUGGUUAUCUAACGAUCGUUAACAUGUUCAGAUUACGUUACGGAUACAAAAUUUUAUUUUAUUUUCAGACAAAAAUCGACAAUCGGCUUAAACACAUACUAGGUCUCCAUCCGUCGAACGAGCCUCAGCUGUACAAAACGGAACCAAGCAAACCGGAAUUCUUUACGCCCAGACACGAAAACAUAGAGACCAUGUUGGAAGACCACGUGUUCAAGAAGACUCAGAUAAGUCCGUCCCUGCCUUGUACGACAGUGUACGCUUAUAAACUACCGGACUUUUUUAAACACAAAGAAUGUACGUGUAACUUUUGUGAUGAUCCAAAAACUUUCGUAAUAGCUUGCACAACGUUCGGAUUAGAAUCGUCGAUGUACUACAGAGCGAAAGAGAUGGAGAUAGCGAGGAACUACUUUGAAGGCACCACAGAGAGCUUCGUCUACGCUGAAAAUAAAUUGAAGUCUUAUUUCAAGAGAUGUAGGGACGAUUCUCCCGGUUACAUAGUUGAUAUGGUCGAAAGGGAAGUCUAUAAUGAAUUUAAAAGAGUUCAAGUUGAAAUUUUCAUUGAAAUGGCGUUUUUUGAGUUAUCCCAGGGAGACCAUGGAAAAGCGGACGAUUGUAUAGUUAGAUUGCACGAAAUUCUACAGGAUAUGACCACGGCCGAUGAUUAUUUACGCAAUGAAGUAUUGAAUUUGAUGAUUGCUUCGGCGCAGCUGCGGAAAGCCGCUGUGAAACCGUUCGAAACCGGUUUGGAAGUGGAAAUGGACAGUCUGAAGCUGUCGCCGCGCGGUGAACCGCCGAAAACGCCGAUAAAUAAAGCCAAUUGCCCGCCUAAAAUAGUUAAAAACAUAGUCAAAGACGAAGAGUUACCGUCGGUCAAGCGUAAAGUGAUCAAGCUUAAUUUCGACGAGGUGAACGAUGAGAAGGAGCCGAAAAAACCGGUGAGGAAACGGUCGGAAUUCAAAAUACCGGUACCGGUCACUAUGAAGCCGGUUUUAGAAAAUAUCACGCCUAGGCCUAGGAGAAAACCGGAUAUACUAGUUACUAAACCAAGUGAUGACGUUAAAAUGACACCCACGGUGGAACAAACUGAGUUCUUCACGCCCAAUUCGACUCCCAGUGAAAGUUUCUUCACGCCGAUGACGUCAGUGAAAACAUACUCGAAGAAAUCUCUAAGAAGUACGAUAGUGAAAAAUUUGGAAGCGGAAUUCUCUACGCCGAAAGCUGACAAAGAAAAUUCGGCCCUAAAUACUGUUGAUAAGUUUUUAGAUGUGCCUAAACCUUCGGGUAGGGCUGCAAGGUCGAAAGUUGAUAAGAAAACUCUGAAAAGGGCCACCAGUCCUGGUAAAUUAAUUAAAGAAGUUAAACCGACUAGGUCGAGACUGAAGAAACCUACUAGUUUUAAGGUCCACGAAGACGAUGUAAAAUGAGAUUUAGUUAGGAUUAAAAAAGCAUUUUACUUAUGUACGACUGAUUUUGGGGCCAAAAUAUGUAUGAAUUUGAUAUGGAGCUAUUUUUCUUCUUUAUUUUAUUAAAAUAGACUAUAUGCCAUGUUGCUAAUAAAUAUUCAUUUAAAGUUCAUAAUAUAAAAUUAGUAAUACACACUUGUUUCCUUUUCGUAUAUUAUUAGUUUUAAAAGUAAAUGCGCUGAUAGAAUGACUUUAACAUAAUCUGGUAUUUAAUGUACUUUUAUAAUGUGAAUAAAAUUGUUUUAAAUAAUAUCGUUGCUUUAUUUAUUUGCAAUUAAAAUUACCUAUAUCCAAUCUAUACAACAAUUUUUUUUUUUAAUAGUGGGAAGGGUUAAGACAAAAUUUCGUCAUUUCAAACAUCACCCAGAGCGCUG
Messenger RNA from Diatraea saccharalis (sugarcane borer), 2183 nucleotides. Lineage: Eukaryota; Metazoa; Arthropoda; Insecta; Lepidoptera; Crambidae. The record is from the annotation of a GenBank genome assembly.